AUGGCAGGGAUCUGUGAGGCCGCCAAAGCCACCGGUGGCAGCCCACGACUGAAGCUGUUCGGGUUCCAUAUGUCUCACAAGGAGGAGCCCGCAGGCGGUGGCGCGCCGCCGGUGGUGUCGGAAGCCGCCUCCUCUUCUACCACCGUCGCCUCAUGCGCCGCCUGGGACGGGAGGAAGUACGAGUGCCAGUACUGCUGCCGCGAGUUCGCCAACUCGCAGGCGCUGGGGGGCCAUCAGAACGCGCACAGGGAGGAGCGCCAGCGGCAGAAGCGUGCCCAGCUGCAAGCCCGAGCUGCCCACCACCAGCGGAGCCCGCGUGCCAUCUCUUCGGUGGCUCAGCCGGCGAUCUAUGCCGGGUUCUCGCGCCCCAACCCGCCCCACGACGUGCUGCAUCACUGCGCCGCUCCGGGCUGGACUUACGUUGCCGAGGGCAGUCUGACCGUAUCGCCGGCCCCACGUGGGUUGGACGGUGGCCCCGAGGGAUCCAGAGACGUGGACCUCCACCUCAGCCCGGCGCUGGCCCCACGCGGGUUGGACGGUGGCCCCGAGGGAUCCAGCGACCUGGACCUCCACCUCAGCCUCGCUCCGGCCGGGUUGUGA
This is a messenger RNA of Musa acuminata subsp. malaccensis (wild Malaysian banana), 600 nucleotides long. Its product is annotated as zinc finger protein 6-like. NCBI's taxonomy places the organism in Eukaryota, Viridiplantae, Streptophyta, Magnoliopsida, Zingiberales, Musaceae. Gene Ontology annotation, cellular component: nucleus. Gene Ontology annotation, molecular function: transcription cis-regulatory region binding; DNA-binding transcription factor activity. Gene Ontology annotation, biological process: trichome morphogenesis; trichome differentiation; gibberellic acid mediated signaling pathway. The record is from RefSeq and is a predicted model, not a curated record.